GGCACGUGUAUUAAAGCGAGGUCUGCGCCGCCCAAGUCGCUCAGUGACUGUGUGUUCUCUCUCGCCGUCAACCACGCCAUGAGGAGGAUACUGAAAGUCUGGAGGAGCAUGCUGCCGCUGCUGUCGAGGGUGCUCAGCCCGGGGGCGCUGGCGCGCCGGGUGCCGGUGCUGGCGUGGCUGCCGCGCUACUCGCUGGAGGACGCCGUGUCGGACCUGGUGGCCGGCGUCACCGUGGGCCUCACGCUCAUGCCGCAGGCCAUCGCCUACGCAGCGCUCGCCGGCCUCGGCCCGCAGUACGGCCUCUACUCGGCGUUCGCCGGCAGCUUCGUGUACAUCCUGUUCGGCACAUGCAAGGAGGUGAACAUCGGGCCCACGGCGCUCAUCUCGCUGCUGACCUUCAACUACACCCACGGCUCCAACCCCGACUUGGCGGUGCUGCUGUGCUUCCUGUCGGGCUGCGUGGAGCUGCUGUGCGGCCUGCUGCACCUGGGGUUCCUGAUGGAGCUGGUGUCAGUGCCCGUGGUGAGCGGCUUCACCUCGGCGGCCGCCCUCAUCAUCGCCAGCUCGCAGCUCAAGGGCCUGCUGGGGCUGCGCUACAGCGCCGAGAGCUUCGUUGAGGCGUGGCGCCAGCUGUUCCUCAACAUCUCCAGCAUCCGGCUGCCCGACCUCGCACUCAGUGCCUGCUGCGUCACUGCGCUGCUGCUGCUGCGGAAACUGAAGGACGUGCGGCCGGGUGGCAAGAACCAGUCGCGGCGGCAGAAGGUGCUGGGGAAGGUGCUGUUCUUCGUGUCGACGGGCCGGAAUGCCAUGGUGGUGGUCGUGUGCGCCGCCGCGGCCUACUUCUUCAGCACCCGCGGCACGCCGCCCUUCCUGCUCACAGGCAGGAUCCAGCCGGGGCUGCCGCCGGUGGCGCCGCCCCCCUUCUCGACGGCCGUGGGCAACACCACGCUGGGCUUCCUGGACAUGUGCAGGCAGCUGGGCAGCGGCAUCGGCGUGGUGCCCGUCGUGUCCAUCCUGGGCAACGUGGCCAUCGCCAAGGCCUUCACCACGGGCAUGCGGCUGGACGCCACCCAGGAGAUGAUCACGCUAGGGCUGUGUAACAUCGCCGGCAGCUUCGUGAGGUCCAUGCCAGUCACCGGCUCCUUCUCCCGCAGCGCCGUCAACAACGCCUCGGGGGUGCGCACACCGAUGGGCGGCCUCUACACAGGGAUCCUGAUCGUGCUGGCGCUGAGCCUGCUGACGCCGUACUUCUACUUCAUCCCGAGAGCCACGCUGUCGUCCGUCAUCAUCUGCGCUGUCAUCUUCAUGGUGGAGGUGUCGACUGUGUCGGCUCUCUGGAAGACCAGCAAGCGAGACCUGGUGCCCGCCCUGGUCACCUUCGUGGCGUGCCUGGGACUGGGCGUGGAGGUGGGCAUCCUCGUCGGCAUCGCCGUAGAUGUCUGCUUCCUGGUCUACUUCAACGCCAGGCCGAAGGUCGCUGUCGAGAGGGCUGUGUGCCCCGGGGGACCCGAGUACCUGCUGGUGACGCCGGCUGGGGGCCUGCUGUUCCCCGCCGCGGAGUUCCUGCGCGACGCCGUGGCGGCGGCGGGGGGGAGCGACCAGGCGGUGGUGCUGAGCUGCCGCCACGUGCAGCGGCUGGACUUCACAGCGGCCCAGGGCGUGGCGAGCAUCGCGCGCGACCUGGCGGCUCAGGGGCGCCGCCUGGUGCUGGGGGACGUGGCCCCCGAGGUGGCGCGCACCGUGGCGGCGGCAGCCCCUCCCGGGCUGCUGGCGCUGGCCAGCGACGAGCUGCAGCUCUGGGACCUGCUCAGAGGCUGGAGUCUCGAGCUGCCGGGCGGACACGGGCGUCCCGACGCCAAGCUUGACCUGGGGAGCGUCGAGACGCCAGAGCUGGACCACACGAGGGUCUGAGCCGUCGCCCUCCGCCACGUGUGCAUUGGUAGCACUGCAUCUCGCCUGGGAGUCUGCUUCCACCCGGUGUUGGCAGCACUGCGUCUCACCUGAGUCUGCUUCAAUGUCGUGUUGGCAGCACUGAAUCUCACCAGGAGACUGCUUCCACGCGGGGUUGCCAACACUGCGUCUCACCUGGGAAACUCUUCCACGCGGCAUUGGCAGCACUGCGUCUCACCUGGGAAACUCUUCCACGCGGCAUUGGCAGCACUGCGUCUCACCUGGGAAACUCUUCCACGCGGCAUUGGCAGCACUGCGUCUCACCUGGGAAACUCUUCCACGCGGCAUUGGCAGCACUGCGUCUCACCUGGGAUACUCUUCCACGCGGCAUUGGCAGCACUGCGUCUCACCUGGGAAACUCUUCCACGCGGCAUUGGCAGCACUGCGUCUCACCUGGGAAACUCUUCCACGCGGCAUUGGCAGCACUGCGUCUCACCUGGGAAACUCUUCCACGCGGCAUUGGCAGCACUGCGUCUCAUCUGAGAGUCUGCUUCCACGUCGUGUUGGCAGCACUGAAUCUCGCCAGGGAGAUGCUUCCACGCGGCGUUGGCAGCACCGCGUCUAGCCUGAGAGACCGCUGCCAUGUGUGCAUUGGCAACACUGAGUCUCCUGAUCGCCUUCCACGUCAUCACUUGCUGCGUAUACACUAAAUACCUACGAACAAUGAACUUUAUGGUGCUAGAAUAUUUUUUUUUGUGUCAAUCUUGAUUUGUAUGUAUUAGUAGAAGUUUUAUUUUUUUUUUAAAUUCGUACAUCAAUAGUUAGUUUUCUACUGUUACAUACCUAUGACACACAUAAAUUUAAAUAAGACCUUGGGUACAGUUUACCAAGCCAGUUGCAAAUCACGCGUAUUUUGUAUUUUCGCAGAGCAAAUUGAUUCACUAAGUAGGUUUUUACUAGUAGAUAGUAAUAGUUACUGUACUUCUGAUGGAUGGCAGAUGCUGAUAGAUAUAUAUAUUUAUAAACUGUAAAAACUAAAUAACCUAUUACAAAUUUGAACUCGCAGAGCACAACGUAGUUAUCUAUACGAUUAUAAUGGAUAUUGUUUUUAUGUGUUUUAGUUACGUAUUUGUUUUUCCCCCCAAUAAUCUCGCUUAUUACUGUACUCGUAGUAAUUCAUAGUAACUUUGCAUCUUAAACCGAAAACUUGCCACAAAAAGCUUGCAGUAAAGAUUAUAUUAAUGUAAGGUGAUAUAAUAAUAGGUUAUAAACAUGCGGGUAGUAACAGGAUCAACAUUUUUUUAAGCUUUUUCUCGAAACUUGGUAGCACUCAAGUUAAUCUCAUUAGCACCUUACUGCCUAGUACAAUUAAUAUUGAAAUCUAUAGGUAGGUAAUGUUUUUAAAAGUUAUUUAUGCCAUUGUGUCUAAAUUUUCCAACCAAAUGGACAUGUGGACCAGUAACUUAAUGUACUAUGUGAUAGAUUAUGUUUACGUGACAUGUACCUACUAUGUGAUAGAUUAUGUUUAUGUAUCACUUGUGUGUGCAAAUAAUGAUUUAAGUGUAUGUGUUCGAGAAAUGUAGGCUUUCUAGCCUGUGUGAUAUUAUAUUCUACUGAAAUGUCUACGAGAUAGAACAUUUUAUACUUUCGAAUAAUGAAGAUAAUGUCACUACAAUAUUUUAUUUUAGUUUCAUAUAGUAUUUAUAUAUGUUAAGUGUAUUGAAACAUGUGAUAAUGUUGCAGUAUUAAAUAUUUUUAAUAAAA
This is a messenger RNA of Bacillus rossius redtenbacheri, 3654 nucleotides long. RefSeq names its product sodium-independent sulfate anion transporter-like. Gene Ontology annotation, biological process: transmembrane transport. Lineage: Eukaryota; Metazoa; Arthropoda; Insecta; Phasmatodea; Bacillidae. Gene Ontology annotation, cellular component: plasma membrane. Gene Ontology annotation, molecular function: sulfate transmembrane transporter activity. The transcript has 11 exons. The record is from RefSeq and is a predicted model, not a curated record. Bases 79 to 1911 code for a protein of 610 amino acids.